This is a messenger RNA of Gadus macrocephalus (Pacific cod), 1784 nucleotides long. It is a transcript of the gene allc, whose product is annotated as allantoicase. Gene Ontology annotation, molecular function: allantoicase activity. The coding region runs from base 143 to 1372 and encodes 409 amino acids. The record is from RefSeq and is a predicted model, not a curated record. Gene Ontology annotation, biological process: allantoin catabolic process. The transcript has 12 exons. Lineage: Eukaryota; Metazoa; Chordata; Actinopteri; Gadiformes; Gadidae.
CGGGCACUGACCCGCGGAGCGAAGGACUUAACUCCACUUCAGAGUGGACAGAACAGGACUAGACCUCGAGACCAGACCGCUGAACCCCCAGAGUCCUCCAGAGACACCAGGGACCCAGAGACACCAGGACCAGGACCAGGACAUGGCCCAGAGACCAGCCGCGGUCUCCUCGUCCGCCGCCCGGCAGCCAGACUUCAUCCACCUGAACGACCUGGCCAGUGACACGGCCGGGGGGAAGGUCGUCUUUGCCACUGAUGAGUGGUUCGCUCCCGCGGCCAAUCUACUGAAGCGGGACCCCCCCAGGUUCGAGGCGUCGGCCUUCACAGAGUUCGGGAAGUGGAUGGACGGCUGGGAGACCCGGCGCAAGAGAACCCCCGGUCAUGACUGGUGUGUGGUGCACCUGGGCGUUGUGGGCGUGGUCCACGGCGUCGACGUCAACACCUCCUUCUUUACAGGAAACCACGCCCCCUACAUGUCUGUCCAGGGAGCCUGUCUGGAUGCCCCCCCCAGCCUGGUCCUGGAGGGGGACCGGACCGGCACUGCGGCCAGCGACGGCCAGCUGGAGGCGGUCUCCAAGCUGCGCUCUGAGACCUGGAGGGUCCUGGUCCCGGAGUCCGGGCUAAACCCGGGCUACGCAGACUCCUGCCACAACUACUUCAGGGUCACCUGUCCGGACAGGAUCACACACCUGCGCCUCAACAUGUACCCAGACGGGGGCGUGGCCCGGUUCAGGGUCUACGGCGUGGGACAGAGGGACUGGUCUUCAGUCCCCGCCCACCAGGAGGUGGACCUGGUGGCCAUGACCAAUGGAGGGGUCUGCCUGGGCUACAGCGACGCCCACUUCGGACAUCCCCGCAACAUGAUUGGGCUGGGGCGGGCCGCCAACAUGGGGGACGGAUGGGAGACGGCACGCAGACUGGACCGCCCCAAAGAACUGAAGGUGGAUGGGCGGGGCAUCCUGCAGGUUCCAGGAAGUGAGUGGGCGGUGCUCCGGCUGGGUCACGCCGGGGUCAUCUCCCACGUGGAGGUCGACACCAAUCACUUCAAAGGGAACUCUCCGGACUGGUGCCGCCUGGAGGCGUGCUCUCUGACCGCCGGCCAGGAGAGCGCCGCCGCCGCCGCCGCCUGGAACUCUGGGAGCUGGAAGGUUCUGCUGCCCGCCCAGAAGCUCCGCCCCCACCACCGGCAUCACUACUUGGAGGCGGAGCUAGCGCUGAAGGAGGCGGUCACUCACGUGCGAUUGGUCAUCGCUCCGGACGGAGGGGUCAGUCGCCUGAGGCUGUGGGGGCGGGCGACGCCCAUCUCGUCUGCCCUGACUCCGCCCACCGCUGUGGCUCCGCCCACCGCUGUGGCUCCGCCCUCCAAACUGUGACCUGAGAACAGGUUUUUAUACUCGCCUAGACAAAUAUAUUGAAUAUAUCAAACCCAGAAACAUAUGUAGACGUUAUUGCUGUGUAUUUUAGGCUGUGUGUGCAAUAGCUUAAAGUGUUUAAUGAAGAGCUCCACCUGACAGCUACUCUUCCUCAUCACCACCCUUCGUCUUCCUCGGAUGAGGAAGGAGCCGGAAUGGAAACCGACGACCUCAGGGGACGGACUCUCUCAUGCAUCACGCAGAACGUGUUGGACCAAGAUACCGCGACACGUUAUUCGUUGUGUAUAACCUCAAACCGUAUGUUUCUGUACCGUCGCUGUGAGCUGGUUCUCGUGUGAUUGAAUAUUGCAUUUUGUAAUUUUCCAUAACUGUGGAAAAUUGUUCGGUGAAUAAAUACACACUUUAAUACUAA